AUGCUGAAGUUACACAUGCGUUCACGUGUUCAACGAAGAGAAUGCGGUAUCGUGAUAUAUGGAUGUUUAUUUACUUCGCUGAGCAGAAAGUAUGCGAGUGCAGAGAACGGGUCGGCCCCGGACAUCCCGGAUGCAGAAAGGAGAUACCAGGAUUUUGCCCUCAGACUUGCAGACAGGUUGUCCAUCUGUCUGAAAGGGAAAGAAGAUCCGUUGGAUUUCAUUGCGUCUCUGGCUGACGCUCUAUGCGAGGAGAAGGAGAGGCAAUGUGCUGAGCUCCGCAGCCUAAAGGAGAGUGUGGCGGCCGGCGAAGUGGAGCGUAAGGCCGGCCGUCGGACGGUGAUGAGGCUCGUGGCAGAGGUGCGCCGGGAACAGCGGGUCUCGACAGCCCGGGCUGAGGAGUUGCAGUCGGUCCGACAGCAAUAUGACCGUGCCUUGAGGGACCAGCAGGCAGAAAACCGGGUCUUGAGGGAGAGGCUGGAGACCAGCCGACGUGCCCUGGUCGACUCUCAGCAGGAGGCGGGUCGACUGGAGGCUCGCUCCCAGGAGAUGGAGAGCAGCCUGCGCUGCAGCCAGAGCGAUGCUCAGGUGGUGCGGGGCCUGCUACGGGCCUUCGCAGAAGAGGUCGCGGCACUGGUGCGAACCCACCAGGAGCCUGGCCUUUGCGCUGAGGAUGAGGCUCAGAGGAAACUGAAGGAGAACAGCAGCGAGAAGGACCGUGGAGUGGAGUACAGCACAACUACGGAGACCAGGUUGACCCAGGUUCUGGGGGAUUUGGACAGGCUGCUGGGCUUCCAGCAGGAGGCGCUGCGGAAAGAGCGGUCGGCCGAGCAGCGGAUGCAGGAGCUUGAGGCGGAGCUUCUGUCAGCCAAUGUGUUCCGCGAGGACUUUAGCCGCGAAAGACACAACAACCAGCAGUUCUUGGACCAGCUGUCAAAAGCAAUGAAGUUGGACUCAGUCACCGUUGAUGUUGGUCUCGACAUGAGGAUGGAGGCUAUUUUGCUGCGAACAGAGCAACUGGUGAAACAGGAAGGGAGAUCUUUGCUGGAAAGCAAGAGUAUGGUCCACGGCUUGCAGAGAAAGCUGAAGGCCCACAAGGAGCGCCUGGAGAGCAAGGAGUUGCACAUAGACAUGCUGAGGAAAAAGGUUUCUCAGCUGGAGGAAGAGAAGAGGAAAUGCUUCACAUUGGCUAUGGAGCAAAGCAACACCCAGAUGGAAAAAAGGAAGCUGCAAAAGAAGGUUGAGCGUUUACAGAAGGAGCUGGAAAUAUCUCACCAGUCCAACUUGGAGCUUAAAGCACAGCUCUCUCUCACCAAUGAGCUCAAGAUCAAGGUAAUUGAGCAGCGUCAGAUUACAGAAGAUCAAACCAAAACCCUGGAGAAGGUGCAAAAGGAGAAGCUGAAGGCAGCAGAGAAGUUUGCCACUGAAAAGUCCCAGUUGGAAAGCAAAUAUGAAGAAGCCAAAGUGGGGCAGGAACAAGCCCAGCGAGUGCUGGAGAGCAGCUCUAAUGAACUAGGCGUCCUCAAGCAGAGCUUUGCAGAGCUUGCGGAAAAAGAGAGACAGCUGACGGACUUCCGCAAGGUUGUGUCGCAGAUGCUGGGCCUGGACAUCAGCUCCCUGGCGCUGCCAGACUACGAGAUUAUCAAGACCCUUGAGCGACUACUUCACGCGCCCCACAGAGUCCAUCAGGAGUGGCUGUGCCAAACUCACCCACACAGCCAACUCACUUAGGACUUCCUUGGGUUUGGGGGGUUGGGGGGUUGGGGGUUGAGUGGAUUCACAUGGUGCCAGUCA
Scleropages formosus (Asian bonytongue) is the source of this 1791-nucleotide messenger RNA. It is a transcript of the gene ccdc170, whose product is annotated as coiled-coil domain containing 170. NCBI's taxonomy places the organism in Eukaryota, Metazoa, Chordata, Actinopteri, Osteoglossiformes, Osteoglossidae. The transcript has 9 exons. The coding region runs from base 1 to 1728 and encodes 575 amino acids. The record is from RefSeq and is a predicted model, not a curated record.